GAGGCCGGGCGGCCGCCGGAAAGGGCAGGGCGGCGCGGCUCCGAGGGGCCCGGCAGCGGCGGUGGCGGCGGUGCCGUUGCCGUGGCGCCGGGUGUGUGUGAGGGGGGAGCGGAGAUGGCGGACGAGACGCUGUUCCUGCUGCUGCACAGCGAGAUGGUGGCGGGGCUGUACCGCGCCGCCGAGCAGGGCGAAGGGGAGAACGGGCGCUGCACCACCAAGCUGGAGAGCAUGGGCUUCCGCGUCGGGCAGGGGCUGAUCGAGAGGUUUACAAAAGAUACUGCCAGAUUCAAAGAUGAAUUAGAUAUUAUGAAGUUCAUUUGCAAAGAUUUUUGGACAACUGUAUUCAAAAAACAAAUAGAUAACCUCAGGACUAAUCAUCAGGGUAUUUAUGUCCUUCAAGAUAAUAAAUUUCGACUCCUGACACAAAUGUCUGCAGGAAAGCAGUAUUUAGAACAUGCACCAAAGUUUUUAGCAUUUACCUGUGGACUAAUCAGAGGCGGCCUAUCAAAUUUGGGAAUAAAGAGUAUUGUCACAGCUGAAGUUUCAUCAAUGCCUGCAUGUAAAUUCCAGGUGAUGAUACAGAAGAUGUAGAGCACAUUCAAGUUGGGGUAUCUACCUUAAAAAUCCUUUGUCUGUGGUUUUGGUAUCUCAGUUCAGCUUUGUACGUAGCUUGUAAAUUAUUGCAAUGUGCAGCCGAAUUCCCAAGUAUGUAAUAAAUGUUCAUCAAAAUAAUUUAACGCUAUCCUCGUAUCUUGGUAUGAAAUCAAUUCUAUACCAAGGUAUUAAUGUCUAUCAUGGUAAAAACUGUCUACUCAAAAGUUUCCAACAAAAGAUUUCUGUUACCAGCACAGACUGUAUGUAUGUUUUAAGAACUGACUAAAAACCCAAUCAAGACUCAAUUGGAGUAGGAAACCGUGUUUUUUGUCACCUAACAUGAAUGCCAAGGUGCUGCCUUUCUUUAUGCACUCUUAACUGUGAGGCAGCAACUUCUUUUGUAUUAUUUUGAGGAAGGAAUUAUCACAACAGCCUUCAUUAACAGUGUCCAGUGGAGGCUUAGUUCUUUUAUAGGACUGAUAUGGGGCAGUAGAAAAAAACACUUAUUUCUACAAAAAUAACAGCAUAUCCUCCCUAAAAAUAAUAGCCGUUUUUUGCAUCAGAAUUUUACAGACAAGGUCGUCUACUACUCAGCAAAGAAGGAAAUUUGUUUUAGCCUGUUGUGCAUAAAUUCAAUAUUAACAUAAUUGUUUUUAAUUGCUAGCUACAACUCACUUCUGUAAUGAGUGUGUACAGGAAGAUGAUUAGGCCUGCAAGAAGCUGUAAAGACAUCACCAAGACUCUUGAGGAUAUUGGGGUUUGCUAGAUACUACUUGUUACAAGAUUUGUAUAACAAUACAUAUCUUGCUGUAGGUAAGCAUGAAAACAUCCUGUUUAAACUUUUAAUGAAUUUUGCUGUAAGACUUUUCUGCUGGCAGGGUCAGGUCUUAUACUUUCAGAAAUGUGAGAAUGCCUUGUGAAUCAGUUUCUGCUUUGAGACCAGUAAUUAACAGGACAGUUAUAAAAUAAUAUAUUUGAACAACACUUUUGUCUGUUUUAACUACCUUCUGUGUUGGAAUAAGCGUAUGUUGUCCAGUUGCAUUGUUGGGCAGGAACAGUGGAAGCUGUUCUUCCUUAAUCUCUAAGGGAUGUCUGAAGUUUAUACUGAAUUGAGCCUUUUCCAGAUUGCUGUUACAAGCUGGCAAGCCGUAUAUUAUAAACACGGUAAUCAGGGACUUGUUAUAAUUGAACUUAUUAUAACAUGCUAGUUGAACUUAUGACCAACUUCUGAUCUUUUCAUGUAAUGUGAAUGCUAGUUCAGAUUAGCUAUAACUGAAAAAAAUGUUGGUUAGGAAACAUUUGAAGGAGAACUCAGUCUAGCAGAACGCUGUCCCACUGUUUAUAGACCUAGCAAAGGUCAGAGUAACCAGGGAGGUUGGAACUCCAUAGGGAUCAGCUGUGUGACUGCAAAUACUGGGCUCUUAUACAGGUAGUUUACAGGAAAGCUGUGGCUGUUGUCCACUUCUAUGAUUCAGAUUUGUUUGAAAUUAUAAGGCUAGAGAAAUUAGCUAAUUCUUGCUGAAUGCAUUUAAGGGGUUCUUCAGUUGACGACUCACCCUGCUUUUAACAUGCUAAAACUAUUCCUAAAGUGACUAAUUUGCACUGUGCUUAACAGAUGGACACUUCAAUGGCACACUUUAGGCCUAUGCAACAUGGUAGAUAUUCCUUAUCAGCACACAGAAUCAUUUUGUAAUUUGCUUCUCCAGAAUUAAAACUCCUGUAGUUGAUAUUAAUGCACUUUCAUUUUUCACUUGACAAUUGCGAUUACUGUGAACAGUGCCAAUAAUUCCAAGACGCAUUAAAGGUUUAUCAAUAAC
This is a messenger RNA of Oxyura jamaicensis (ruddy duck), 2411 nucleotides long. It is a transcript of the gene TRAPPC6B, whose product is annotated as trafficking protein particle complex 6B. Gene Ontology annotation, biological process: regulation of GTPase activity; endoplasmic reticulum to Golgi vesicle-mediated transport. The transcript is spliced from 6 exons. Bases 115 to 591 code for a protein of 158 amino acids. Lineage: Eukaryota; Metazoa; Chordata; Aves; Anseriformes; Anatidae. Gene Ontology annotation, cellular component: TRAPP complex; trans-Golgi network; cis-Golgi network. The record is from RefSeq and is a predicted model, not a curated record.